AUUUAUCCAAGGAGGAAAAGACUGAAAGAGGCUGCAUCACAUAACACACAUUGCGAUUCGUGGUGCGAGGCGGAGCAUCCCGUCGUUAUCGUGGCCUUGGAACUUUCGCUCAACAGCUUUUCAAUUCAAAAAGAAACGGACAGAGACGUGAAGAACCGGUGUGCUUUUUGUCAAGCCCAACUGCUGCUGCCGUGAGAGCGUCUGUGGCAGGGAUCAUGAGGCUUGGAGCGUCCACUGCACUGAAUCAAGGGGUAUUUUUAUUGCUCGUAGCUACGGCAAGCACGUGCGGGCUUCUUGCUGGCUCUAACAGUCGUCCAAUUCUUUGCCAUGAAGCCGGUAGCAGGAGCCGCAGGAGCACCUCCGUGGUCAUGAAGCUUGCGAGGCCUCGGGCAGUGGAUCGAAGGGGUAUUGCAUGUACCGCAAGGGCGGAGCAGCAGAUACAGAAUAGAAGCAGCAGAGGGGAAGCAGCGGUAGCACCAUCAGGAGUAUCAUCAAUUGCAGCGGCAAAAGCAGUACCGGCAGGAGGACCGCCGGGGGUGCGACGACGGAGAGUUGGGAAGCCAGGAACUGGUGCGAGGGGCGCGGUGACGCCAGGGAAGGGCGAUGUGACUUGGCACUUCGACGCACGUAGCGUGGCGUGGACAGCAGAAGAGAUGGCAGGAGCUGGAGGCUCGGCUAUGCAGAGUUUGAGACAGAGCGUGGCUGGAUUGCCUAGACUCAAUCGCGAGGACGAGGCAACGUUGUGCAAGGACGUACAGCGAUGGCGACGCCUAGAGGAAUUGCGCGACGAGGUGUCGGCCGAGGAGGCGUCGGCGACCGGCGGGGAUCCGGGGACGAGAGUAGGACUGGAGGCAUGGGCAGCAGCUGCGGGCGUGGACGUGGCGGAUCUUGUGGGGCUUGUGGAGAGAGGGAAGGCCGCCAGGGAGCAGCUCGUGUUGUCACACAUUCGUCUGGUCAUGUACCUCGCCGGCAAGAGGAAAGGGAGGACUGCCCUGUCGUCCAUGGACCUCAUACAGGAAGGCGCUAUCGCUUUGCACCUGGCCGCGGAGAGAUACGAUCCCCAGAGAGGCGUGAGGUUCUUCACCUACGCCGACUGGUCGUUGAGGGCAGCCUUCGAAAGGGCGGAGGCUUCUCAAGCGACGACGAUAGCCAUACCGCGGUACGUGUACGUACAGAAGCGGCGCCUCAAGGCAAUACUCGGGCAACACUGUGGGCCCCAGACAAGUCAGGAUCUAGCAACGUCCCUCGACAUGUCGGAACGCCAGUUGGCCAAGCUUUUGCGGAGGGCGAAGGAUUGCCAAUCUAUGAACAAGGUCCUUGUUUCCAGCGGGGUCACACUAGGAGAGAUGAUACCGGGGGCUCAAUCGUGUGAGAAUAUUUUGAGACGAUUGGACGCGGAGGCAUCGCUGGUCGGAUUGCUCGGGACCCUCAAGCCGCAGGAGGUGGAGGUGAUCGUCCACCGCUACGGGCUGUUCGGCCGAAGAAGAAAGUCUACGCCGGCAGUGGCCGCGGUCAUGGGAGUCAGCCGACAGUACGUCGGGCGCGUUCAUCGGUCCGCGCUUGAAAAGAUGCGAGCGUCUUUCGAAGCAGACCAACAACCAAGGUUUCACCCCAAGACCAUAGGCACCAAUGCCGGCUCCGCGGCUGGCGGCACCGCGUCAACCGUCGUGGCUAGCCGCCACCACCGCUAGGUAGCGCGCUGUCGCACGCCUGACCCAAUCCUGGAUGAAAUCGGAGUUCAAGCUUUGAGGAGGCGUGGUAGUGACGGAACAGGAUAGCGUGUUGACAAUUAUAUGUACAUAUGAUACGGUGUCGCGAAUAUGUACAGAACACGCCACAGCGUAAGAAACUCGCGUUCUGCGCGCGACCCUCGCGCUGUAUUUGAUCUGAGGGUCAGCCGUGAUGGGUAGUGCGGGCACGGCUUAAGUUCUUAUAUUUCGUGAUUAUCGAUCUCUCAAUUCCCCCGAGACCAACUUAUUGAGUGUUGGCGCGUUUUGUAUUGGUUGAACAUCAGCUUAGCAGCAGCCAGUUUUCAUGCUACUUUUCUUGGUAUGCUUGCAUGCGAUAUACUUUGAAGGAGUUGUGUUUGCGUAUGGUGGGAUCGAGAGAGACGGAGAAAUAGAAAGAGAAAUGACCGGGAGAGAGAACGGAGAGGAAUGAAUGGGAGCGAGAGGAGAGAGAGAGAGAAAGGGAGAGGGAGAGAGAGAGAAAGAAAGAGAGAGAGACGGAGGAACGAGAAAGAGAGAGAGGUGUAAACUUUGUGUGCGUGCUUCGGCGUGGUUUUUUAUGCAUUCCAAUGUGUCUGGCGAAGCUUGUUGUCCCACCAGAGCGUUAUUUGUCAUGUUCGAUCGAUAAAUGCGAUUUCUGUUUACUUGGUUGUAUGCAUGUUCGGGCAGGGCAAGAUUUCCCUGCUGCGACUGUAGCUCGCACGUCGUAAGUAAGCGGAUGUGCCAUUUUGGCAAGCAUAUUGGCAUCCUGCUUGGCGGGACACGUGUGCCACCAUGGCAAUGGAUGGAAUCGUGGAAGGCACAGCGGGCACCACAGCAACUUGAGAGUUUCUUAAAGACACAAAGAGUCCCGAGAAAGUUUCGAAACGUUGUUGGCGUGCAACAACGCUUUCAU
Messenger RNA from Ectocarpus sp. CCAP 1310/34, 2622 nucleotides. The record is from the annotation of a GenBank genome assembly. Lineage: Eukaryota; Phaeophyceae; Ectocarpales; Ectocarpaceae.